Molecule: messenger RNA, 469 nt
Organism: Lepisosteus oculatus (spotted gar)
Lineage: Eukaryota; Metazoa; Chordata; Actinopteri; Semionotiformes; Lepisosteidae
Source: RefSeq, a predicted model, not a curated record
GAGCGGGUGCAGAAGAGCCAGUCGCAGGGAGACCGCUUCAAGGAGAUGACGGCCAUUAACAGCUCCCUGUCCAACCUGGGCAUCGUCAUCUCGGCCCUGGCCAACAAGGACGCCUACGUCCCCUACCGCAACUCCAAGCUGACCUACCUGCUGCAGAACAGCCUGGGCGGCAACAGCAAGACGCUGAUGUUCGUCAACGUGUCCCCAGAGCUGGACAGCUUCGGCGAGUCCCUGAACUCCCUGCGGUUCGCCAGCAAGGUGAACGACUGCGUGAUCGGCACGGCGUCGGCCAACAAGAAGAUCUGACCUCCGCCCGCGCCGAGACAGCUGUACAUACUGUAAAUGAGACUGUUUUUAAAUCGGGGCGCCGGCGCUGCGCCGGCCUCCUCUGUGAAUACGGGACUAUUUAUUUCCGACUCUUCUUGUAAUCGUCGCUGCCGGAGCCGGUGAAAUAAAGCUCUUCCGCACG